Danio rerio (zebrafish) is the source of this 2163-nucleotide messenger RNA. Lineage: Eukaryota; Metazoa; Chordata; Actinopteri; Cypriniformes; Danionidae. The record is from RefSeq and is a predicted model, not a curated record.
GUGCGGAAGCCAUUUCAGAUUGAAUUAACUAGGCAGAUGCCAACUAGACAUCUUAAAGACGGCGUUAACGUCUAUCAAACUGCUGGAAAAAAAUGCAAAUUUUUUAAGCUCUUUCGGUCACGCGCCUCUAGUGGGACACAGUGUUUGUUCCUGCAUUUGGGCAUCAUGACCUGCGUGCAUCUAUUGUUGACUUUGGUCUUUGCUGUGAGUUUGGGGACACCUGUAGAAGUUCAUCGACCACGAGGAGUACCACUGUCAAAGAAGCCGUUUUAUGAGGAGAACAAGCCUUUCACCUGCCUCGAUGGAUCCAAGACUAUUCUUUUUGACCAAGUGAAUGAUGACUACUGCGACUGCAAAGACGGUUCAGACGAGCCAGGCACUGCUGCUUGUCCCAAUGGCAAAUUCCAUUGCACCAAUGCUGGUUACAAACCCACCUUUAUCCCAUCCUCUCGUAUUAAUGAUGGCAUCUGUGAUUGCUGUGAUACUACUGAUGAAUACAACAGUGGAGCCAAAUGUGAAAAUACCUGCAAGGAACUGGGACGUAAAGAGAGGGAGGUCCUACAAAAGAUGGCUGAGAUCACCAAAGAGGGCUUCCUCCUCAAACAGCAGCUCAUUGAGGAGGCCAAGAAAGGAAGAGGAGAAAAGCAGAGCAAAGUGACUGAAAUGCAGGACAAUAAGAAACAGCUUGAGGAGAAGGUUGAAGCACUGAGGACAGUGAAAGAAACAGCAGAGCAGCCUGAGAGGGAAGCUAAAGAGCGCCAUCUCAAGGCCUGGGAAGAACAAAAGGCAGCUAUUCGCUUGGUGAAAGACAAAGCUAAAAUGGCUGAAGCCUUUUUAGAGCUGGAUGAUAAUGCAGAUGGCUUAGUGUCAGUCUCUGAGCUUCAGUCUCAUGCAGAAUUGGAUUCAGAUACUGAUGGCACACUUUCUGAAGCGGAAGCCAAGGGGCUGAUGGGAGGAGUCGAACAAGUGGAUACAGCAACAUUUGAGUCCGUUUGGGAAAACAUUAAAGACAAGUACCACUCUGAGUCGCAGCCUGAAGAACCUGCACCAGUGGAAACCCCUGUAGAUGAAGUGAAGGAGCCAGUUGUAGACAAUGAAUCUGAGCCGUACCCAGAAGACAUCUCUGAGGAAGAAGAUGAGGACGAUGAUGAUGACGAUGAAUAUCAUGAAGAGGACGAAAAGGCGCCACCCACCAUGAAGACUCCAGAGAAGAGUCAAGAAGAUGAAGAAGCCAUGCCACCCUACGAGGCGGACACCCAAGUGCUUAUUGAAGCUGCUCAAAAGGCCAGAGAUGAUUUUGAGGAGGCUGAAAAAGCACUUCGGGAAAUGGAUGAUCAAAUCAGAAACAUUGAAAAAGAGCUGUCCUUUGAUUUUGGCCCUAACGCCGAGUUCACAUACCUGUACAGCCAAUGCUACGAGCUCUCGACUAGCGAGUACAUAUACAGACUCUGUCCUUUCAACCGUGUUUCACAGAAACCCAAGUUUGGAGGAUCAGAAACCAACCUUGGGACAUGGGGAAGCUGGUCAGGGCCUGAAAAUAACAAGUACUUGUCGAUGAAGUACGAGCACGGCACUGGGUGCUGGCAAGGUCCAAACAGAUCAACUACAGUGAAGCUGACUUGUGGGAAGGAGACCAUGUUGACCUCCACGUCGGAGCCCAGUCGCUGUGAAUACCUAAUGGAGUUCAUCACUCCUGCCGUGUGCCAAGAGCCAAGCAACAUUGACCUCUCGGCACAUGGACACACGGAACUCUAGACCCCACAGUCUGCUUGUUGAUGCACGGUUGUUGCACUGUGGGAACAUUUUCUCUGUUCGAGCUGUUUGAGAAACUUCUAUUAGUUUUGCAGUUUGGAUGUUGGGGGAGCAUUUAAUAACUUGUAAUUUUUGUUUUUGUUAUUUUAACUGGUGUAAAUCUGUUCUUUUCACAUUCCAUGAAUAUUGUAUGAUGUUUAAAUAAAUCCAAUUUGACAUCUGAAACAGUUUUUUGUUUUGUUUUGUGAUAUGAGUCCCUAUACACCCUGUAGUGUAUGAAUUAUUAUUAUUAUUAUUAUAAUUUUAUUUUUAUUUUUUUGUCAUCCAGAAUUAAUGUCUGAUUGUCCUUCCCCCUCCACUAUUUUAAUACAAACAUAAAUAAAUAAAUAAAUAAAUAAAUGUCAAAGCAUA